AAGUGAGGUUGGAGGGUGUGGCUCAGGAAUCCUCCACAGACCUCUCUCCUUCGCGUUCUUUCACAGGUUUCUUUCCGUCGGUUUAACUCUGACUAGACCUCUCUGGGAACAGCAGGUUUAACUCUGACUAGACCUCUCUGGGAACCGUCGGUUUAACUCUGACUAGACUUCUCUGGGAACAGCAGGUUUAACUCUGACUAGACUUCUCUGGGAACCGUCGGUUUAACUCUGACUAGACUUGUCUGGGAACAGCAGGUUUAACUCUGACUAGACUUCUCUGGGAACAGCAGGUUUAACUCUGACUAGACUUCUCUGGGAACAGCAGGUUUAACUCUGACUAGACUUCUCUGGGAACAGCAGGUUUAACUCUGACUAGACUUCUCUGGGAACAGCAGGUUUAACUCUGACUAGACUUGUCUGGGAUAUUUCUCUCCACCACCAAACCUGUGCUGUAUUUUACCAUGGGAGUCGUAGGAGGAAUCAAAUGCAUCAAAUACCUGAUGUUCAUGUUCAACUUCCUCUUCUGGUUGGCAGGAACAGGAGUGUUGGCCAUAGGGCUGUGGCUGCGUUUUGACUCUCGGACUGAGGGACUGUUCAGUGGAGAGGACUCUCCUUCUGUCUUCUUCACCGGUGUGUAUAUUCUGAUCGCUGCGGGGGCGUUGAUGAUGGUUGUUGGGUUCCUGGGCUGCUGUGGAGCCAUUAAGGAAUCCCCCUGUAUGCUCGGACUGUUCUUCUUCUUCCUGUUGUUGAUCUUUGGGGUGGAGGUAGCAGCAGGGAUCUGGGGGCUCUCCAAUAAAGAUACGGUGGUGGAAGACAUCACAGAGUUCUACAAGCAGACUUACAAUAACUACAUGAACACCAAGCAGGAGGCCCUGAAGGAGACAUUACGCCUCAUACACUUUGGACUGAACUGCUGCGGCCUGACAGGCACGAUAAUUGACAGCGCCAGGGAGACCUGCCCAAAGAAGGAAGGACUGGAGGCUCUGAUUACCACGAGUUGCCCAGCGGCCAUUGACGAGAUGUUCAACUCUAAACUCCAUAUCAUUGGAGGAGUGGGCAUCGGAAUUGGAGUCCUCAUGAUCUUUGGGAUGAUCUUCAGCAUGCUGCUGUGCUGUGCCAUCAGGAGGUCCCGUGACAUCAUGUAGACUCAGACUCUGCCAUUCCGUGCACUUAUCUGUGUGUCUGUCCUCAAUAGAUGUUAAAUGCUCACUAGGUUUGUACUGCCUUUCGAGUUAGUUGUCAGUUUUAGGCUGGCAGCCAGCCAGCCAGCCAGCCAGCCAGCCAGCCAGCCAACCAGCCAGCCAGCCAGCCAGCCAGCCAGCCAGCCAGCCAGCCAGCCAGCCAGCCAGCCAGCCAGCCAGCCAGCCAGCCAGCCAGCCAGCCAGUCAGGCUCUACCCUGGAUGGAACCUCAGUCUCCUGUGAAUGUGUGGAGCUGUGCUGACGUUUCUGGCUGUGUAACAAUGUAAUCAGUCUAUCGUUUCAUCACUGUAGAAGCAAAACGCCUUCAAAUCUGCCAGAAUUUAAUCUGUUGUAUGUGCUUUAAAAACCUGACUAGGUUUCUCCUCAUAUUGCCUGUUUGUUCAGCUACAUGGACUGUAACAACUUUAUGACAGAGUAAAGAUUUUAUAAACAUUUUUAUUGCAACUAUUUUGAUGAACAAAGAUGUGUAUUUCUUUGAAUUGCCAAAUAAAAUGAAUUAAUAUGGA
Molecule: messenger RNA, 1707 nt
Organism: Oncorhynchus masou masou (cherry salmon)
Lineage: Eukaryota; Metazoa; Chordata; Actinopteri; Salmoniformes; Salmonidae
Product: CD9 antigen-like
Exons: 8
Coding region: 462-1145 (227 amino acids)
Cellular component (GO): plasma membrane
Source: RefSeq, a predicted model, not a curated record